Guillardia theta CCMP2712 is the source of this 362-nucleotide messenger RNA. RefSeq lists its product as hypothetical. The transcript has 4 exons. The record is from RefSeq and is a predicted model, not a curated record. Lineage: Eukaryota; Cryptophyceae; Pyrenomonadales; Geminigeraceae. The coding region runs from base 13 to 186 and encodes 57 amino acids.
GGUGGAGCAAAAAUGUUCGCGCUGUUGCGUGCGGUCGAAGAAAACAGUUCGGAGAAGAAAGACUGGAACGACAAGUUCUCGUGGUUUACAAACCGUGAGUGCAACAAGAUCACCACCAUUCACGGCGAGAAGGAGUCGAUGUCGGACACCUGCAGCGGUUUUCCACAGAGGAACAACCAGUUCUAAUCUGUCAUUCACAAAUCUACUAUAUCCCAUGUUCCGCUAACUUGACGGAUCUCGCCUACUUGUGAUGUCUUGUUCGACGUAUCUUCUAUUUGAAGCUGCAGAACCUUUGUUGUCGAUGCAUUAUUGUUUCAACAAUGCUGCGGCGAUGCAUGUUUAAGUAAAAGCUGUUUGGCACG